Molecule: messenger RNA, 1167 nt
Organism: Colletotrichum chrysophilum
Lineage: Eukaryota; Fungi; Ascomycota; Sordariomycetes; Glomerellales; Glomerellaceae
Exons: 2
Coding region: 1-1167 (388 amino acids)
Source: RefSeq, a predicted model, not a curated record
AUGGUCCGACUUUCGGCACUCUCCGCGGUCGCAUUGGCUGCCGCUGGCGCCGCUGCAGGUGCCGACUGCACCGGCGUGAACGCUGUCAGCUCAAAGUGCAGCCCUCAGGAAAGUCUGCAUCAUCGAGAGUUCUUCUACGUGGGAGGCCAAAGCGCACCGGACCCGACAGGCAACAUCACAAUUGGCCAGAUCUAUGUCGAGAAGCUUACGCCCAUUAUUAAAGUUCGGUCGACCCCUCUUGUCUUCCUUCACGGCGGUGGCAUCUCCGCCACCACAUGGCUCAACACCCCUGACAACCGCCCGGGGUGGGCGACUUACUUCCUGCAGAAGGGAUAUCAGAUUUAUCUGAUCGAUGCGAACAGCAUCGGACGGUCCACCGCCAACAACCCGGCGAACUUCACAAUGAAUGUGGGCAUGUCGGUGGAGUACGUCGAGAUGGGUUUCACAGGUGUCAAGGAAUACAACACCUAUCCUCAAUCCCAACUGCAUACACAGUGGCCUGGCACCGGCUUGAGGGGCGACCCUACUUUCGACCAGUUCCAGCAAAGCUUCAUCCCAUACACAAGUAGUUAUGUUUCUCAGGAGCUGGCCAUCCGCACCGCUGGCUGCGAGUUGCUAUCUCUCAUCGGCGUCAAGUCGUACCUGGUGUCACAUUCCCUGGGUUCCAAGCUUGCUCUCGUAAUCUCCAAUGACUGCCCUCAAUAUCUCGCCGGCAGCAUCAACCUCGAGCCAUCGACAAUUCCCUUCUGGGCCUACGGCUAUGGGCUUGGAGGCCGCUCUGCCAAUCCGUGGGGUCUCACCAACACUCAAGUCGAUUACGAGCCCGCCGUUGCGGACUCGGCCGAGCUCGCAGAUGAGAUCGAGUCUGUGGGUAAUGAGACGUUGGCGCUUCGCAACUGCUACCGCCAGAAGGAACCGGCGCGCCAGCUUCCCAAGAUUUCCAGCGUGCCUUAUGUGGCAUUGACGGGAGAGGCCAGUGUGCACAUCACCUACGAUCACUGUAUCAUCGACUAUCUGAAGCAAGUCGGAGGGAACCCCGAGUGGAUCAAGUUGGGUGACAUUGGUAUCAAGGGCAACGGCCACUUUGGUCACCUUGAGAUGAACAACCUCGACAUUGCAUCUGUCGUUCACGGAUGGGUCAAGAAGAAGCAAGGCUGGUGGUGGUAA